GUUCCAGAGCUGGUGAUGCUGCUGGAGUGGUGGUCGGGCACGGACUGCGUCAUCUACACGGACCCCCAGGCCUACCCCAAGUUCGGGAAGGAAAACGCCAUCGUGGUUCUCAACCACAAGUUCGAGAUUGACUUUCUGUGCGGCUGGAGCCUGGCCGAACGCUUUGGGGUCUUGGGGGGUUCCAAGGUCCUGGCCAAGAAGGAGCUGGCCUACGUGCCCAUCAUCGGCUGGAUGUGGCACUUCACAGAGAUGGUCUUCUGCACGCGCAAGUGGGAGCAGGACCGCACCACCGUCUCCCGGAGCCUGCUGCGCCUGCGCGACUACCCGGAGAAGUACUUUUUCCUGAUCCACUGCGAGGGCACGCGCUUCACGGAGAAGAAGCACCGCAUCAGCAUGCAGGUGGCCCAGGCCAAGGGGCUGCCCAGCCUCAAGCACCACCUGCUGCCGCGCACCAAGGGCUUCGCCAUCACCGUGAAGAGCCUGAGAAAUCGGCUGCGGCCAGCUGCAGGCUGCGUCCUAACCCGCUGCGCCACUGGAGAGGGCCGCGGCCCCACUUCCUUUCCUCCUGGCGACCGUCUCCUCGCCCACGCCAUCGAGCUCCCGCCUCACGCCGCAGGGGCAGCACGCGGGCGGCGCCUCACCGCCCACCGUGCCCCGCUUUGCAGGCGGAUUCCCCUAGAGGAGGUGCCGGAAGACGAGGACCAGUGCUCGGCCUGGCUGCACAAGCUGUACCAGCAGAAGGACGCCUUCCAGGAGGAAUACUACAGGACGGGCACCUUCCCGGAGACGCCCAUCGUGCCCCCGCGGCGGCCCUGGACCCUGGCCAAUUGGCUGUUCUGGGCCUCCCUGCUGCUCUACCCCUUCUUCCGCUUCCUCGUCAACAUGAUCAGCAGCGGGUCCUCCCUGACGCUGGCCAGCUUCGUCCUCGUCUUAUUUGUGGCGUCCAUGGGCGUCCGAUGGAUGAUCGGCGUGACGGAAAUAGACAAGGGCUCGGCGUACGGCAACAUGGACAGCAAGCAGACACACGGCGACUGACUGGACACCGGCCCACCCCGUGGUCACCCUUAGGGGGCCCGGCGGCCAAGGCUGCGUGAGCCCCUGUGGGGGCCAGGGAGUCUGGUCGCAGCCCAGCGGGGAAGAGGACGCUCCGAGGCCUCUGUCCCCAUAAGCUUUAGUGAUUUCGCGUCUUUCUUUCCGUGGGAGUGUGCGGGCGUGUGCGGGACGACACGUGCCGAGGACGCUGGGCAGCUGCCUCCGGGGCCGGAGGGCCCUGAGGCUGCAGGGGGCGGGCAGGUUUGGGGACUGCGUUCCCCCCAUCCUUUGGUGCUGAGCUUUCUGGGGCUGAUGCCGGAGCCAGCGGAAGGCGUGUAGGUGAGACGACUAAAUUAUGCCUCCACAA
Messenger RNA from Condylura cristata (star-nosed mole), 1399 nucleotides. RefSeq names its product 1-acylglycerol-3-phosphate O-acyltransferase 4 (gene AGPAT4). Gene Ontology annotation, cellular component: endomembrane system; mitochondrial outer membrane. Gene Ontology annotation, molecular function: 1-acylglycerol-3-phosphate O-acyltransferase activity. Bases 16 to 1035 code for a protein of 339 amino acids. The transcript is spliced from 6 exons. The record is from RefSeq and is a predicted model, not a curated record. Lineage: Eukaryota; Metazoa; Chordata; Mammalia; Eulipotyphla; Talpidae.